AUUGGUUUAUCUUUGCUGUUUUAUAUUUAUUUGGGUUUUCGAAACAUAUGUAUUUCAAAAUCUGCUGUUUCAUCCAAGAGGAGUGCAAUUAUGCCCAAAGUGUCAUGCAAAUGCCGAUCGAAGAAAGAAGUUCAAGUCCAUGUUAUAUACGUGGGCGGGGCAAUUGGAAUGGUGAGGAAUGCCGAAGGAGUCCUAAUUGCCAAUGAAAACGAGCUGUCCAAGCAACUGCGUCAUAAUCCCAAUUAUCAUGAUCCAAAUUUUAAGCCUAGCUGUGUGGAUUGUCAACCGAAUCAAUCGUUUUUGGUUCUGCCGUCUGUACAAGAUCACCCGCAUCGUGUUAUUUACGACAUUGUGGAAUACGCACCAUUGUUGGACUCCAGUUGCAUUGGCGUAGAUGAAUGGAGAAGGAUAGCCAAUGAUCUGGGAAAGUCGUAUAGCCGCUAUGAUGGAUUCGUUAUCCUCCAUGGAACAGACACUUUGGCCUACACUGCCUCCGCCCUAGCUUUUAUGCUAGAGAACUUGAGCAAGCCUGUUGUGAUUACUGGAGCCCAGAUUCCCAUCUUUGAGACACGCUCCGAUGGUCGUGACAAUUUUGUAGGCUCCUUGCUACUAGCUGGCAAUUACAAUAUACCCGAAGUUGUGGUCUUUUUUGGUAAUCGCAUCCUGCGCGGCUGUAGAACAUCCAAGGUUAGCUCCGAUUCCUUUAAUGCUUUCGACUCAACCAACCAAAUGUCUUUGGGUCGGACUGGGAUUAACUUUGAGAUCAACAAUCGGCAAAUAUUUAGACCGUGUAAUUUGGAAAAGUUUACAGUUCAUGUGACUAUGGAGAAGAAUGUGGCAUUGCUACGUUUAUAUCCAGGAAUCAGUCAGAAUGUGGUGCGUGCUCUUCUGAGUGAUCCCAUCAAAGGGGUGGUCAUCCAAACCUUUGGAUCCGGAAAUGUGCCGUCAAAUCGGGAGGAUAUCCUUGACGAGUUAAGGGAGGCUGUCGAUAGGGGUGUCAUUGUGGUUAAUAUCACACAGUGUGCCAGCGGUAUUGUAUUGCCACACAAUACAGGAAAUGCGUUAUGGGAAAUUGGUGUUGUGCCGGGCUAUGAUAUGACUCAGGAAGCGGCAUUUACCAAAUUGUGUUAUGUCUUGGGCAAACCCGAUUGGGACUUGGUCAAUAAGAAGAAGGUUAUGCUUUUAAGCCUACGCGGCGAGUUGACCACCAACAAGAUUGCUAAGAUAAACGAUAUUGAUCUGAUCGAAGGCGUGGCUCGUACUUUGCAUCUGUCUACCUCAAAGGAGCGUGAGCAAAUGUGUUCCACGUUCUAUCCAGCCCUUGUAUCCGCUGCUGUGAUGGAGGGUGAUGUUAAUAAACUCACCGAUUUAAAGCAAUAUGGAGCCGAUCUUUGUGACACCAACUGUGAUGGUCGCACAGCCUUGCAUCUUGCAUGUUAUCUGGGAAAACUGAACUGUGUCUGUUACCUGAUCGCAGCUGGAUGUUCGGUCAAUGCACAUGACCGCUUUAAUCGUACUCCCUUGCAUGAAGCCAUAGAUACUGAUAACCAUGAGAUUAUACGGGCUCUUCUUAAUAGUGGUGCCAUUCUUCGAGAUCCUCCCGAGGUCCAGGCGGAAUUGUUAAGAGCCCUUACAGAGAGGGGAAGGAUUCAACGCUUGGAAUCAUUUCGCUUAGCUGGUGCUGAUCUCACUCUGGCUGAUCGCACGGGACGCACAGCUCUGCAUUAUGCUUGCCAGUUGGGUAACCAUGAGGUGGUCGAUUAUCUUUUGCCCUACUAUACAAAUCGCUCUAUCAAAGACGAGCUAGGAUUAUCGCCCAUUGAAUAUGCCAAGGCCGCCCACCAUGAACAUAUUGUUACCCUAUUGCGAAAUCGGGAGAGGCCGGAUAAUCCGGAUCCCUGUUUGUAUACUAAAUAAGUUUGUCACACUUUUAAAGCCUUCUAAGGAGCAAUGUUGUGAGUUGAUAACAGAACUUUCAGUUUGAAAGAUCUCUCGUCAGAGCUUCCAUCAAAAAAUCGUAAAGGACUUCAUGUAACUAUUCAAGACUAUAUCAAUUUGUUAAAUGUCAGGAAAAAGCAAUCAUAAACCAAUUAAUAAUUCUUUAA
This is a messenger RNA of Drosophila willistoni, 2105 nucleotides long. Its product is annotated as L-asparaginase. The transcript has 3 exons. The coding region runs from base 91 to 1917 and encodes 608 amino acids. NCBI's taxonomy places the organism in Eukaryota, Metazoa, Arthropoda, Insecta, Diptera, Drosophilidae. The record is from RefSeq and is a predicted model, not a curated record. Gene Ontology annotation, molecular function: asparaginase activity; protein binding.